GGAAGUGGCACUUGAGGGGCCCUUCCUAUUCCCAGCUGCGGUGGCCGCUAGAGGAGGGCAAACAGCUAUGGCGGCGGUCGCACCGAAUCCCGCGGAUACGGCUGCGACUGCGGUCGACGACCGAGAGCCACAGCGGGAAGCGGUGCCAGGCUUGGAGAGCCAGCGGCGCCAGAUCGAGAAUGGGCGAGGGCGUCCGCUGCAGGUCGGCGAAAGCUGGUUCCUCGUGGGGCAACACUGGUACAAGCAGUGGGAGGUGUACGUGCAGGGAGGAGAUCGGGACUCCAGCACCUUCCCUGGCUGCAUCAACAAUGCUGAACUCUUUGAAGACCAGGUAAACUGGCGCCUCAAGAAGGGAUUGGUGGAAGGUGAGGACUAUGUGCUGCUCCCAGCGGCUGCUUGGCAUUACCUGGUCAACUGGUAUGGUCUAGAGCAUGGCCAGCCUCCCAUUGAACGCAAGGUUGUGGAACUGGCUAGCAUCCACAAGGUUGAAGUGUACUCAGUAGAACUGUUGCUUGUCCAGCACAGUGAUAUGGACACACCUCACACGGCUCAAUUCAGCCAGACAGAUUCUGUUGACCUAGUUUUACACACCGCUCGAGAGCAGUUUCUGGUGAGCCCCCAGGAAGAGACCCGGCUGUGGAUCAAGAACGCGGAGGGCUCUUUUGAGAGGUUGUGCAACACCCGUGUCACAGUGCUUGACGCCGCUCUCAAGACUGGGCAGGUGGUUGUCAUGGAGACCCGAAACAAGGAUGGCACUUGGCCCAGUGCGCAGUCGCAUGACACGAGCAGCACAUUGGAGGAGGAAGAGGACUUCCAGGGCCAGCCAGGCAUCUGUGGUCUUACCAAUCUGGGCAACACGUGCUUCAUGAACUCGGCCCUGCAGUGCCUCAGUAACGUGCCGCAGCUCACCGAGUACUUCCUGAAAAACCGAUACCUGGAGGAGCUCAACUUCUGCAACCCACUGGGCAUGAAGGGGGAGAUUGCACAGGCCUAUGCGGACCUGGUGAAACAGGCGUGGUCUGGCCACCACCGCUCCAUUGUGCCCCAGGUGUUCAAGACCAAGGUCGGCCACUUUGCAUCCCAGUUUCUGGGCUACCAGCAGCAUGACUCACAGGAGCUGCUGUCGUUCCUCCUGGAUGGGCUACACGAGGACCUCAAUCGCGUCAAGAAGAAGGAAUAUGUGGAGCUGUGUGAUGCUGCUGGGAGGCCGGAUCAGGAGGUUGCUCAGGAAGCCUGGCAGAACCACAAACGGCGGAAUGAUUCUGUAAUCGUGGACACUUUCCAUGGCCUCUUCAAGUCCACACUGGUGUGCCCUGAUUGUGGCAAUGUGUCUGUGACCUUCGACCCCUUCUGCUACCUCAGUGUCCCACUGCCUGUGAGCCAUAAGAGGGUCAUGGAGGUCUUCUUUGUCUCCAUGGACCCCCGCCGCAAGCCGGAGCAGCACCGGCUCGUGGUCCCCAAGAAAGGCAAGAUCUCGGAUCUGUGUGUGGCUCUGGCCAAACACACUGGCAUCUCGCCAGAAAGGAUGAUGGUGGCUGAUGUCUUCAGUCACCGCUUCUACAAGAUCUACCAGCUGGAGGAGUCCCUGAGCAGCAUCUUAGACCGAGAUGAUAUCUUCAUAUACGAGGUGUCUGGCAGGGCUGCUAUUGGUGAGAACUCCAGAGAGGAUGUUGUGCUUCCUAUCUACCUGCGGGAGCGCACCCCAGCCCGGGACUAUAACAGUUCCUAUUACGGCUUGAUGCUCUUUGGGCACCCGCUCCUGGUGUCGGUGCCCCGGGACCGGCUCUCGUGGGACGCCCUGUAUCACAUCCUGCUGUACCGCCUCUCACGCUAUGUGACCAGACCCAGCUCAGAUGAUGAGGAUGAUGGGGAUGAGAAAGGUGAGGAAGAGGAAGGAGAGAGAAUCCACAAGGAUGAGGACCUGGAGGAUAAGGAUAGCCUCCCUAAGCCUGGACGUGUGACUGAGGGCAGCUCCCAAGACCCUGGGCUGGAGCAGGCUGGGCCCAGCUCCAGAGUCGUGAGCAGAAGUCGGGCUCCUGUGGACAACUCUCCUGGGCCAUCUCACUGGCCCCAGAGGGCACGGCGCAAGCACCUCUUCACCCUGCACACAGUGAAUUCCAAUGGGACCAGUGACCGCUCGACCUUCAACGAGGAUACCCAUGGUGUCUCCUUCAGCUCCCAGCCGUACAUUGCCAUCGACUGGGAACCAGAGAUGAAGAAGCGUUACUAUGACGAGGUGGAGGCUGAGGGCUACGUGAAGCAUGACUGCGUUGGGUACGUGCUGAAGAAGGCACCAGUGCAGCUGCAGGAAUGCAUUGAGCUCUUUACCACCGUUGAGACCCUGGAGAAGGAAAACCCCUGGUACUGCCCCACUUGCAAGCAGCACCAGCUGGCCACCAAGAAGCUGGACCUGUGGAUGCUGCCAGAGACACUCAUCAUCCACCUGAAGCGCUUUUCCUACACCAAGUUCUCCAGAGAAAAGCUGGACACCCUUGUGGAGUUUCCUAUCCGGGACCUGGACUUCUCUGAGUUUGUCAUCAAGCCGCAGAAUGACUCAGCCCGGGAGCUGUACAAAUACGAUCUGAUCGCAGUUUCCAACCAUUAUGGGGGCCUGCGGGAUGGACACUACACGACAUUUGCCUGCAACAAGGACAGCGGUCAGUGGCACUACUUUGAUGACAGCAGCGUCUCACCUGUGACGGAGAAUCAGAUUGAGUCCAAGGCAGCCUAUGUCCUCUUCUACCAACGCCAGGACGUGGCACGCCGUCUGCAAACCCAGGCCAGCUCGUCAAAGCCCCCCGCAUCGUCUGCCUGUGGUGCCCCACCCAAAUCGGAGUCCAUGGCUGUAAACUGAGGGGCCCUGUCCCUGCCCGGGAAGGAAACUGUCCUGGCUCUCUUCCUUCCUGAAGUCACCCCCAUUCUCUUAACCUGAGUUAGGUGCCCCACGCCAGACGUCACAGGCUUAGUUGUGGCUACUGUUCUCCUUGCUGCUAUGUUGCGCUCUCCGAGGGAAGAAGAGGUCGUGUCUCCUUCCAGCAGUGUGUUCCCUGCCCGUGUUUGCCCUUUAGAGCAUUAACCUUCCCUUCUAUUCUCUAUUUAUGGUUCUCCCUUUCCUUCUUGUCCUCAAUCUGGGGUGUUCUCAGGGGGUGGGGGUGGGGUGCACCUGAACAGAGUGUAUUUUCUUAUUGAGACCCUGUACCUUGCGCUUGUGUAUAUAUAAAAGUGCCAGUGUGUUCCUUGGCA
Budorcas taxicolor (takin) is the source of this 3243-nucleotide messenger RNA. RefSeq names its product ubiquitin specific peptidase 11 (gene USP11). The record is from RefSeq and is a predicted model, not a curated record. Gene Ontology annotation, biological process: protein deubiquitination. The transcript is spliced from 21 exons. NCBI's taxonomy places the organism in Eukaryota, Metazoa, Chordata, Mammalia, Artiodactyla, Bovidae. Bases 68 to 2854 code for a protein of 928 amino acids. Gene Ontology annotation, molecular function: cysteine-type deubiquitinase activity.